UCACGAUCCCGGAUCUGCAGUAUUACCCAAUAUUCUUCGAUUGUCAUUGGUACCUGUGUUGAAUUAGUCUGCAAUCUAUUAUAUUCCCUCCCCCCCCCCGUUGCGCCAUGGGUUGGUUCUGGGGAAGUUCGAACAACGACGACCCGGUCAAAAAGCUUGACCCGGGUCUCCGAGAGUACCUCGAGCACGAAGCUCCCAAGAAAUAUGUCCCAGCUCCCUCGUCGACGGAGUCUGCAAAGCCGGUUGAUGCGCAAUCGCAGUCUCAAUCCUCCGCGACCUCUGAUCCCUCGCAACCCUCCGUGCCCUCCAAGUCUCUUUACCCCGACGGCCGUUACGCCCAUCUCUGGAAGAACUACAAGCCACCACCGGAGGAGACCAACGAAGUGACGGGCGCAGAACGCGUGAUUGAGAACUACAAGAAGCGCAAUGACACCGUACACCGGGCGGCGAUGGAGAACUGCGCAUUGGAGCAUGAGGCCUUGACCUACUGUUUCCAGACUGGCAACUGGCAGAAACAGCUGGAAUCCCGGCUGACUCUAUGCUCCGACGAGAAUGCCAAGUUCUCCCGUUGUUUUACGACGCAAUCUAAAUUCCUCCAGGCUCUCGGAUACGCCUCGUCCUUCCACCAAGACGAGGAAAGGGAAGAGCGGAUACAGAUGCACGCCGACACGCUCUACCAUCAGAUGCUGAGCUACGAAGAACAAGCCAAGGAGGCCCGGAAGGCUGGUCAGGAACCCCCUCCGCUCACGUCGCUGUUCAACCCGCAGGCGCCGCCGCCAUCGCAGGAAUCAACGAGUCAGCCUGGUGCCGUGGAAAUCCCUGGGGGCGAAUCGAUUCCCGCGGGCUUCAAGCCGCCCAAGAAUUGGGAGACCCUUAGUCCGCACGAGCGGGAAUUGGAGAUCCGGACGCACAACGCGAACUUCGAACAGCAGAAGUUGUAUGCGCAGGAGGCUUCUCCGUUCCUCAAGACCCACGAGGAUAACCGAGCCAAGCGACGCGAGAAGGCCACCAGCUGGUUUGGGGAGAGAGUAGGGAACUGGAUCUCUUAGGAGGUCUCUGGCGUGAUUGAUAUCCUUGACCUUGAUUUUUUA
Molecule: messenger RNA, 1091 nt
Organism: Aspergillus candidus
Lineage: Eukaryota; Fungi; Ascomycota; Eurotiomycetes; Eurotiales; Aspergillaceae
Exons: 2
Coding region: 108-1049 (313 amino acids)
Source: RefSeq, a predicted model, not a curated record